CCCGCCUUCACAGCUGCUGCGCCUUUUUGCAAGAUUGGACCAGACUAGACCCCGUGUUCUUGCCUGACACUACGCACAAGCAAACAGCCUAGGCCAGCCCAGUAAUUAGUGGGUGCAUUUGUUGCGGGUUUGGAUUGACUGAGACCACCUGAGAGGCCAGCAAGCACCACAUCACAACUUGAUCCAUCCUGAAAGCCGCCGCCUAGUGUAGUGUCGCUUCCCGCCUCUGAGGUAAAAAAAGCCAAAAGCCACCACCACCUUGGGAUCACCAAAAACUUUACGCACGGCCUCCUUGGGAACCGAUACCUUCCCUUGCCUUGGGGUGCUCCAGUCAGUCCAAAACCGACUUGCCUACCUACCCUGAGACGAAGCCUCAGUUUUGUCAAACGUCAUUGCCCUCAUUGCAGUAACGCACCGCGGGGGACAAAAUUUUGCCUCGGCGUCACCAGGCAACACAAAACGCCUACAUCACCACCCGCUUUUGCCAAACGAGACAACAAAAACCACUCAACAGCAUCCCCCUGCGCUCGGCGACGACCCUGCUCUCCAUUUUCUUCUUCUUUUCCCCCGUAGCCUCCGUGCUACAAAAAGCCUCAGGAGUCAACCGUAAGGAUGGGUCAAACCCUUUCGGAGCCGGUUGUCGAAAAGGCAUCGGCUCGCGGCGAAGAUGAUCGGUUUCUCUACGGAGUGUCGGCCAUGCAGGGCUGGCGAAUCAGCAUGGAAGACGCGCACACGACCGUGCUUGACCUGCUUGCCAAUGAUGCCGAGGCCGCAAAACAACACAAGGGCAAGCUUGCCUUUUUCGGAGUGUUUGACGGCCAUGGAGGCGACAAAGUAGCUCUUUUCUCAGGCGACAAUAUACACAAGAUUGUCCAGAACCAGGACACUUUCAAGUCUGGGAACUACGAGCAGGCCCUCAAAGACGGAUUUCUCGCCACCGAUCGUGCAAUCCUCAACGACCCGAAGUAUGAAGACGAAGUGUCAGGUUGCACAGCUUGCGUUGGCCUAUUGACCGACGACAAGAUUUACAUUGCCAAUGCCGGUGACUCGAGGAGUGUCUUGGGCGUUAAGGGACGUGCGAAGCCCCUAUCAUUCGAUCACAAGCCACAAAACGAGGGCGAGAAAGCAAGAAUCACCGCCGCUGGCGGUUUCGUUGACUUUGGCCGAGUGAACGGAAACCUGGCUCUGUCGCGUGCUAUUGGCGAUUUCGAAUUCAAGAAGAGCGCCGAGCUUGCGCCUGAGCAGCAAAUAGUGACUGCCUACCCCGAUGUUGUGGUCCACGACAUGGGUGAUGAUGAUGAGUUCUUGGUCAUUGCAUGUGAUGGUAUCUGGGAUUGCCAAUCCUCACAAGCAGUCGUUGAGUUUGUCAGGCGAGGAAUUGCAGCCAAGCAAGCUUUGGAGAAGAUUUGCGAAAACAUGAUGGACAACUGCCUGGCCUCCAACUCGGAGACUGGUGGCGUCGGCUGCGACAACAUGACGAUGAUAAUCAUCGGUUUCCUGCGUGGCCGCACCAAGGAGGAGUGGUACGAGGAGAUCGCAAGGAGGGUUGCGAACGGCGACGGCCCCUGCGCUCCCCCAGAAUACGCCGAGUUUCGAGGGCCUGGUGUCCACCACAACUUUGACGACAGCGACAGCGGUUACGACGUCGACAUGGACCAGAGCAAGGGCAAGACUUUUGGAAUUGGCGGGUACAAGGGACGCGUCAUAUUCCUCGGCGACGGCACUGAAGUCCUCACCGAUGCGGACGAUAAUGCCAUGUUUGAGUCGGAAAAACAGGACCUUGACAGUCAGGUUGCCAAGACGGGCUCGUCCGAAGAUGACGGAACGACAGAGGACCAGACAAAUAAAAAGGAGGGCACAACAGACGGCAAGGCUGACAAAGGGACCAAAGAUGCUAGCGAGGAGGCCGAGGCCAAGGCAGAGAACAUUGACGCUGCUGUGAAAAAGGACGAGGAUAUCAAGGUCUGAACAUUUGAUUGCUCAAGACAGCAAAAAAAUGAUGUUCUUGAAACGUUGUUUUUGACAGCCGCCGUCCCGCCACCUCUCCUGUCCCCUACACCUUUGACCUCUCACCUCCCGGUGUCUGUGCUCUAAUGACUCGGUCUAUUUCUCAACCCUCUCAAUCGAUGGUUAUGACGGUUUUAUGAUUUGGUAUCCGGAAAUAUAUCCUUUGUUUUUUAUUUUCUGUCUCUCUCUUUACUGUUUUUUGUUUCUGCCCCGUCUAGCUUCACUUCAUCAAAGUCGUAGGAAAAUACAAUACAACGCAACGCCCUGCAACAUUGGUCGCUUUUUUCUUUCUCGCAUAUACUGGCGACACCAUGCUGCGCCAAGGUUGAUGCAUGCCAAGCCAAAAUUAUGAUAUGUUCUUGGAUCCCGGACACAGCAAUCCAG
This is a messenger RNA of Pyricularia oryzae 70-15, 2391 nucleotides long. Its product is annotated as protein phosphatase 2C Ptc2. Gene Ontology annotation, biological process: protein dephosphorylation. Lineage: Eukaryota; Fungi; Ascomycota; Sordariomycetes; Magnaporthales; Pyriculariaceae. The transcript has 7 exons. Gene Ontology annotation, molecular function: protein serine/threonine phosphatase activity; cation binding. The record is from RefSeq and is a predicted model, not a curated record. Bases 613 to 1968 code for a protein of 451 amino acids.